Leguminivora glycinivorella is the source of this 3409-nucleotide messenger RNA. Its product is annotated as traB domain-containing protein-like. The coding region runs from base 160 to 1353 and encodes 397 amino acids. NCBI's taxonomy places the organism in Eukaryota, Metazoa, Arthropoda, Insecta, Lepidoptera, Tortricidae. The record is from RefSeq and is a predicted model, not a curated record. The transcript is spliced from 11 exons.
UUGCGUUGCGUUGAUCGUUUCAUGUUCAUGUCGAUAUUUUCAUUUUAAAAAGAGUUGGAAUUCUCUUUUUUCCCUUAAUGCUAUAUUUUGCUUAUUGUUACAAAGCUUACCGCUUAUGUGCAUAAAAGCCUCCACAAAGAGUCCGUACUCUAAAAUAAAAUGGAUGCUGCCGACUCCUUGCUAAGUAACAGUGUGGCUGGCAAGCAGGUUCUGGAAGAAGAGGAAUCAUUAUUAAAGCCCAGCCCUAAGCCCAAUGUGAAGAGUGACUUGGUCAAUGAAUGCAAAGUGUUCAUAAGGGCUGAAGACGGAGGGGGUGAUACACAUCUCAAUAUAACUGGGAACAUGAGACCGGGGCCCAGUGAAAAACCUAAGUUUGUGACUUCCACGCCAGAUCAGAAAAGAGAGAGCCCUUCAGAUAAUCAGAUUGCUGAUUCUAACCCAGAAUGUGAUAUUGAAGGAGUCCCUGACUUGCCCAUGGAUGAUGGAAUGCCCAGCACAGUGACUGUGUUGGAUGCCCCCGAUGGUGGAAAGGUUUAUUUGGUGGGCACUGCCCAUUUCAGCUUGCAAUCUCAAGAAGAUGUAUCCAGGGUAAUACAAGAAGUGAACCCACAUAUUGUAAUGGUCGAGUUGUGUGAACAGAGAACCAACAUAUUGUUACUAGAUGAAGAAAUAAUUUUAAGGGAAGCUAAAAAUAUUAACAUUAAGAAAAUAAGGGCAACAAUGGCCCAGAACGGAGUGUUCAACGGUCUCAUGUACAUCCUGCUUCUGAACAUGUCUGCACAUAUCACACGUGAGCUGGGCAUGGCGCCCGGCGGAGAGUUCCGACGAGCCAUGGCUGAGGCCAAGAAGAUCCCCAACUGCAUGGUCCAGUUAGGAGACCGAGCAAUAGAUGUCACUCUGCAUAGAGCCAUCGCGUCAUUAACCUGGGGGCAGACCAUACGCUUCGUAUGGCAUCUGCUCACAUCCAACCAGUCUAUUAGUGUGGAAGAAGUGGAGAAGUGUAAACAGAAGAAGAUGUUGGAAGAUAUGCUAGAAGAGAUGGCGGAGGAGUUCCCAGCGCUGAAGCGAGUUUUCGUUCUCGAACGCGACAUGUACCUCUGUCACUCUCUGCAGGUCGCGGCGCUGCAGCCUCGCCGCGAACCGUGCCGCAUUGUGGGCGUGGUGGGCAUCGGGCACGUGGCCGGCAUCGUGCAGCACUGGGGCAAGGUGCGCCCGCAGGACAUCCCGCCGCUGCUCAAGAUCCCGCCAGAAUCCCUGUCAGUGCGCAUCAUCCGCGUGUCGGUGCGUGUGGCGUGCGUGGGCGCGCUGGUGUACGCCGGCUACCGCCUGUGGCCGCGCCGCUGGCUGCCGUGAUGCUCCCCAACGCCUAACUGGACCAUCGGAAACACACAUAUAAUAAAUUUAGGAAGACUAAACUGUAAAUAUUAUUGGAUGAAAACUCGCUCAUCAAUUAUCUGAUUUAUUAUUUUAUUAAUAAAUAGGUUAGGUAUGAACAUGAGUCUGUGACUAGAAAGUUCUAUUGCUAAAAUUAUUGUAAUGUAUGUUUAUUGAGAAGAUAUUAAUUUUGCAUUUUAUUCUGUAUUGUAGAGAGAAAAUGUAAACGGAUGGUACUGAUGGUACCUAUGGUACUGAUUCCUUAUAAUCUGUUAUAAAAUCUUAGAUACUAUACCAAAGGCCCAUUUCUCAAAACUGAAAGUUACAAGUUACAAGCGGAAAUCUCUUUCCAACUUGUCAUAUUAGACAUUGAGUACCACUUGUAAAUUGUAACUUGUAACUUCUAGAAAUGGGCCCCAAGUCUAAAUUCUGAAUAGUCUCUGACUAGAAUGUACUGAUAGAAUAUUUCCUACUAAAUUUAUUUUAUGGCCUAAUACAAAUAAUGAUAUUAUUUUCCCAAUUAUCACACGCUUGUAAAACUGACGUCCCUUUCCUAACUUGGAUGUAAAGCUAUUUCCUCAUUGAUAGAAUGGGGUUGCAUUUGUGCUCCUUUGCACUAAUAAGGAAUAAAUUGUGAGUACGCGCGCCAUUUGUCAUAUCUGAGCAGCCAAGGUGCUCCAAAAUAUGUAAACAAGUUAUUUAUAAUAAAGACAUGUUCAGAUUCUGCAGAUAUCUUAUCGCCUUAUAAGAUAUUGAUAUAAUGCCGAUAAGUGUGGAAAGGGCUUUAGCUUUAGCGUUUUUGUUGUUUGGCUUUGUUUUGGCCAACUGUGAGAUUUGUUUAUUAAAAUCAAACUUAAAAUAUUGUAAAUAUUCGAUUAAAAUUGGAAUUAUAAUUUAAAAUAUCGAAACGUACGUUUCAUGUUUUGGUUCUGUAUAUGUUGUUAAAAAUCGAUUUUUAAAUUAAUUAUAAAGAAAGUUUGUUUUGUUUCGUUGUUUUAAGUCUUCUUUGUUAAAAAAGCAGUCCAAGUAAUUUUGUUUUGGACUGUUAAAUUGUAAAGCGAUAGUUAAAACGAAAUAAAAAUUAUAUUAUCAUAAAUGUACAUCAUCGAUCUGAAUUUGCGUUAUCUAUUUCAUUUUCAAAAUUCGAAGAUUGCUUUACUUGCUUAUUGCUUCUUUAUCGCUACAAAAUAAAUAUGCGUUAUUAUUUAAAUAUAUAAGUUUUAAAUAGUAAUACCAUUCAUAUGCUAGCUUAGUUUGUUUACAAUUAUUAUACAUUUGUUUACUAAGGGAUAAAACGCAAUUGUAAAAGUUAUAACGCCUAUCAUGGGUUAACGUUUUGGUAAUGCAUUGGUAAUGUCAACUCUUGGUAGCUGUACUGUAAGGGCUUGCCACACUGCUACGUUGACGAAAUAUUAAAGCCCUCUGGUAUUUUGCAUUUAAUUAUUAUAAUUAUGCAAUUUACACACUUUCAUCAGCUGCAGUAAUAUUAUGGAUUUGUUUUCAGUAUAUUUGUUUUAUUGAUUCAAUGCAUUUGGACAUUUAAAUACUUUUACAUCUUAUGACAUAUUAUUUAGGGUCGGUUGCACCAAUCCGUCUCUGACAUACUUAAUGUUGAUCAUCUAAUUAUCGUUGAUUUUGAAUGGUGUAACUGAAUCUUAAUAUACCUAACUAUUAUAAAUAUUAUGUAUAUAAAUAUUAUUACCGUUCUUCACGUUAAUUUAGUAAGGACUGUGAUAAUAUAAGAAAUUAAUUGUUAAUCUCCAUCCAUUUAUGAAAUAAGAAAUAAUAUUCGUGAUAAAAUACUGCGUUCUUGUCAUUUGAUAAUCUUGUCACACUUGUUGGGGUUGCGUUAAAAAUAUAAACAAGAAAAAAAUUGUUUAGAUCGACCAUAAAGCUUCAAACAACAAAGUAUACCAGUGGCCCAUUUCUCGAAACUGAAAGUUACAAGUUACAAGCGGAAGUCUCUUUCAAACUUGUCAUAUUACACUUUGUAAAUGAGGAGGCACACUGGCAUUUUAUCCCGCCAGGCGGCGCC